Molecule: messenger RNA, 684 nt
Organism: Caenorhabditis bovis
Lineage: Eukaryota; Metazoa; Nematoda; Chromadorea; Rhabditida; Rhabditidae
Source: the annotation of a GenBank genome assembly
AUGACAAACGUGUUGAAAAGCUAUAACGCCGAUAAAGAUCCUGUGAUCAGCUACUGCUCGAAUCACACAACUAUUCAAACCGAUCUGCAGAAGGAAUUGCAAGAAGAAACGCUCAAAAAUGCGCCGAUGGCUAGAAUGCUCGGAGCUCCCGAAGUGCUCACAUUCGGUCAGAACUUCAUUCGAUCAUUGGGCGGAAAGAAGAUAAUCGACAUUGGAACGUACACCGGCGCGUCGGCGUUGGCUUGGGCGUUGGCGACGCCGGAUGACGGAGAAGUGUACACCUUCGAUAUCGAUCAUACCAAUUUUAGAAAAUUCGGAGUUCCCAUUAUUUCGAAGUGUGAGAAAACAUUUAAGAAGAUCCAUCUUGUUGAAGGGCCUGCGGUUGAAAGUCUAGAGAGAUUGGUAGCUUCUGGCCAUGCCGGGACGUUCGAUUUCGCUUUCAUCGAUGCUGACAAGACAAGCUACCCGAAAUACUAUGAGUUGGCUGUAACACUAUUGAGAAAAGGUGGAGUGAUAUUCGUUGAUAAUAGCUUAUUUGGCGGUAGAGUGUGCCAAGAAUCGACUAGAACCGAUGCGUCACUUCAAGCAAUUCAUGAGAUGAACGAGCAAAUUUAUCGCGACGAUCGCACUUAUUCGGCAUUAUUGAAUCUUGGCGAUGGAACUCAUGUCGCAUUCAAGAAAUAA